GGUGUUUUAAAGCCGUGACAUCUGAAGAAUCAUGGCCAAGAAGACAGAAGUUAUCAACCUGUCCUUCCUUCUAGAGCACGAGAGGGAGAUGAUCCUUAGCGUUCUGCAAAAAGAUGAAAAGCUCUGCAAACGAGAGGAAAAGCGCAUACGGAAGCUGAAGAAUGAGCUGCUGGAGAUGAAGCGGCGUGGCCGGCGUAGUAAUCCAGAACAGCGGGAGUGUGGUGUGUGUCUGAGAGCUCUGGGGCUGAUCCUCCAGAGGGGCAGUGUGUGUAACGAAUGUCACCGGCGUGUCUGCAGCUACUGCACAGCCGCUUCAGCGGACCGAAGCCGCACCCAGUGCUCUGUGUGUGCCAAGACUGCUCAGUUAAAGGUGGUCACAGGUGAGUGGUUUCUGGAGGAGCGAGCCAAGCGUUUCGACCAAAAUACAAUCAUCAGCACUGAAGUGGUCAAACAGUCUAUAGUCAACAGCGUGUCAGAUGGACAAUCAUCUCAGAGAAAGCUUACUCCAUCAGGACUGGACCGGCCAAGCACACCCCAAUCUGAGCGAUCAGCUUCACCUCAGUCUGAGAGAAGUGCUGGCCGGAACAUCGGCAAGAAAAAAGGGACCAAACCAGUGGCUGUGGAGUCAUCAGGUUUACCAACCACACCAAAUAACAUGCGCUUACACCCAGGUCGAUCACCACUACAGGCUGAGGGAAGAAAAAGGCCUGAUGGAGCAGAGAGUGUUUGCAGUAUGCACAGCACUGACAGUAUCCCUGAGACACUCAGCAACAGGAAGAACAGAAAAGACUCAGCUGCACCUUCUAUUGCUUUGUCCAGAGCCUCUCUCUCAUCAGACCGCAGUCGCUCUGAGGUUGACCUCACAAACUUGGGUGAGGAGUUCAGUAACGAUUCUCUCCCUGGGCGCUGCCACUCUGUUCCAGGACUGAAUAAUGUGGACUCGGAUGAGGACAUUGACACCCUGAUGUCUGCUCACUACAAAACCACCCACAGUAUCAGCAGUGCUCAAUCAGUGAGCAGUCUGAACAGCAUGAUGAGCGUGUACAGUGAGAUGGGUGACUACGGUAAUGCCCGUGUCUCUGGAGAGAUCCUGCUCAACAUUUCCUAUAGCUAUAAAACUGGAGCACUCAACGUUUUUGUGCGCGAGUGCCGCUGCCUAGCAACCGCAGACGACCGCAGACAGCGUACUGACCCUUAUGUAAAAACGUACCUUUUACCAGACAAGUCGCGCCAGAGUAAAAGGAAAACCAGCAUCAAAAUCAACACCACUGACCCAGUGUUUAAUGAGAACCUAAGGUAUGUGGUGAGUCAUUCCCAGCUGGAGACGCGCACUCUGCAGGUUUCUGUGUGGCACCAUGACCGUUUCGGACAUAAUAUCUUCUUAGGAGAGACAGAGCUGACCUUUGACACCUGGGAGUUUGAUACCCAGAUAGAGGAAUGGUUCUCCUUACAACCCAGGGCUGAGAGCGCUGCUGACUCCAUGAUACAGUAUAAAGGCGAGCUGACUGUAGUGCUGAAGUACAUUCCUGCAGAGAGAAACCUCUCACUGCCACUGGACCAAAUACAAGUGAAAAGACGGUUUCUAAAAGGGAAGAAGAGUAUCACACUGCCAAAAGGAGGGAUGGUAGAGCUGCUGGUAAAAGAAGCCAAGAACUUGACAGCCGUCAAAUCAGGGUCCUCUGAUCCAUUUGUCAAAGGGUACCUGCUGCCUGAUGACAAGAAAAGCACAAAACACAAGACAUCGGUGGUGAAGCGUUCAGUGAACCCACGCUGGAAUCACACAUUUACCUACUGUGGUCUGCAGCACAGCGACCUGGACAGUGUGUGUCUAGAGCUCACUGUCUGGGACAAGGAGCCGCUUUCCAGCAACGUCUUCCUCGGGGGAGUGCGUCUUGGAUCUGGGACUGGUCUCAGCUAUGGGAAGGAGGUGGACUGGAAUGAUUCCUAUGGUGAGGAGCAGCGACUAUGGCAACGCAUGAUUGAAAACCCUGAGGUUCCACAGGAGUGCACGCUCAUGCUGAGAUCCAGCAUGGCCAAGAAAAAGACGUAGAGAGGGUCAGGGGUGGAACUAUACUUGUCUUGCAAUACUCAUUAACCCAUACUGCUCGUUGUCAUUUUAACGUAAAGUGCACUUCCUGUACACCACUGAUAUCUACAUUAUGUGUCUAGACUGACUGACAUUAUGUACUUGUCCUCACACUGCCUUAGGGUUAUAAUUACUCACUUUACUGUCUUACUGCCUCUCUAAAAUGCAUCAAACAUGCACAAACAUGCUAAGAAAUGGCGAUGCCUGCAGGCAGCACAAAAUAAACUUGCACAAAACAUCCAUGUCAAAAAGCGCACACAAACUGACCAUGUCUUCAUAUAGACAGUUCUACUUUUAUUGUGCUACCAGACCAUAUGGAUGAAAACUAAAAACUUCCCACAGUCA
This is a messenger RNA of Trichomycterus rosablanca, 2431 nucleotides long. RefSeq names its product synaptotagmin-like 5 (gene sytl5). Bases 32 to 2050 code for a protein of 672 amino acids. NCBI's taxonomy places the organism in Eukaryota, Metazoa, Chordata, Actinopteri, Siluriformes, Trichomycteridae. The record is from RefSeq and is a predicted model, not a curated record. Gene Ontology annotation, biological process: intracellular protein transport; exocytosis. Gene Ontology annotation, molecular function: neurexin family protein binding; small GTPase binding; phospholipid binding. The transcript has 15 exons. Gene Ontology annotation, cellular component: plasma membrane; exocytic vesicle.